GGGGGGACUGGCUACCUCGGAGGAGCGUCUCCUGGGCGGGGAGCGGCCCCGGGACCCGGUGGCGGCCCCCGCGAGUGUCCCCGCGAGUGCCCCGGCACCCCGAGGGCCCCGCAGCACGAUGGCGCGCAUGAACCGGCCGGCGCCCGUGGAGCUCAACUACAAGAACAUGCGCUUCCUCAUCACCCACAACCCCACCGACGCCACCCUCAGCAACUUCCUGGAGGACCUGAGGCGGUACGGGGCCACCACCGUGGUGCGCGUGUGCGAGGUGACAUAUGACAAGGCCACCCUGGAGAAGGACGGCAUCACCGUGGUGGACUGGCCGUUCGACGACGGCGCGCCCCCGCCCGGCAAGGUGGUGGACGACUGGCUGAGCCUGCUGCGGGCCAAGUUCUGCGAGGACCCGGGCAGCUGCGUGGCGGUGCACUGCGUGGCCGGCCUGGGGCGGGCCCCGGUGCUGGUGGCUCUGGCCCUCAUCGAGAGCGGGAUGAAGUAUGAGGAUGCCAUCCAGUUCAUCCGGCAGAAGCGGCGCGGUGCCAUCAACAGCAAACAGCUGAGCUACCUGGAGCAGUACCGGCCGCGGCGCAGGCUGCGCUUCCCGGACCCCGCGCGCAAGGCCCGCUGCCGCCUCAUGUAGCGGCCACGCCGCCGGCCACGUGCCCGGCCACCCUGCAGUCCCCGCGCCUGUCUGCGCCCCGCGCCCCUGUCUGCGC
Molecule: messenger RNA, 713 nt
Organism: Sorex fumeus (smoky shrew)
Lineage: Eukaryota; Metazoa; Chordata; Mammalia; Eulipotyphla; Soricidae
Gene: PTP4A3
Product: protein tyrosine phosphatase 4A3
Exons: 5
Coding region: 119-637 (172 amino acids)
Biological process (GO): endothelial cell migration; protein dephosphorylation
Cellular component (GO): nucleus
Molecular function (GO): protein tyrosine phosphatase activity
Source: RefSeq, a predicted model, not a curated record